CCGCUAUAUCCGUCCUGUGUCUCCGAACGCUGGGGAGAAGAUGAACCUGCCUCCGUCAGCUAGGUAAAGAGAUGACCUGGCACGGAAAGUCUCAACAGCAUGCUGAGGAGACGAAACCUUCUCACUACACUGCUCAUCGUCCUACCAUGGGCCCUACUCCUAACACUGUGGCAUCAGCACCCCACCAGCCGCUACCUCACCCUGCUAAGAAAGGACACAGGUGACAAUUCUACAGUCAGACCCCUUUUCAACAAUGUGACCCAGAGUAAAGAGGACUCUCUUCAAUGUGUCCACCAGCACUCCACCCGAGAAACCCCCGUAGUUGUUCGGACAUACCUCUAUUCUCGACCCCCACCCUGGAAUGAGGAGCUCCCUGUUAUCUAUGUCAUUACACCCACCUACACACGGCCGGUCCAGAAAGCCGAGCUGGUUCGACUAGCCAACACCUUUCUGCAUGUCGUCAAUUUGCACUGGAUUGUGGUUGAAGAUUGCCCAAGGAAGACCAAACUGGUGGCCAACCUGUUGGAGAAUGCCAGGCUCAACUUUACCCACCUGAACAUCGAGAGCCCACAUAAUCAAAAAGUGGGCUUAUCUAGAACCCCUUCACACACCCCAAGAGGAACCAUGCAGAGGAACCUGGGCCUACGAUGGCUUAGAGAUAACAUCAAUGCUUCCAACCCUCCUGAAGGAGUGGUCUACUUUGCUGAUGAUGAUAACACCUACAGCCUGGAACUUUUUGAAGAGAUGCGGUACACACGAACAGUCUCUGUGUGGCCGGUGGCUUUCGUGGGGGGUCUACGGUUCGAAUCCCCGAGAGUCAGCCCGGCGGGCAGGGUAGUCGGCUGGAAGACGGUGUUUGACCCCAACCGCCCGUUUGCCAUCGACAUGGCUGGCUUCGCCAUCAGCCUUCGUCUCAUUCUGGAAAGGCCCUAUGCCAACUUCAAGCUGGAGGGGGUGAAAGGCGGCUACCAGGAGACCAGCUUGCUGAAAGAUCUCGUCACCAUGGAUGGGCUGGAAGCCAAGGCGGCCAACUGCACUAAGGUUUUGGUCUGGCACACAAGGACUGAAAGACCUACGCUGGUCAAUGAAGGGAAAAGAGGAUUUACCGACAUGAACAUUGAAGUGUAGACAUGGAGCUUACCGCUGCGUAAUCUGUCCAUGUCGCACUAUUUCUAUCAAGAUACAGAAGGAUUACGUUUACUAAAGACUGAUUUUACAGUGUUAUUCUUACAAAAUAAAUAUCGUGGGAUUACUUUGUGGAUGCUUCAGUUCGCAUUUUUCAAAAAAAAAAGAC
Nanorana parkeri is the source of this 1294-nucleotide messenger RNA. Its product is annotated as galactosylgalactosylxylosylprotein 3-beta-glucuronosyltransferase 1-like. Gene Ontology annotation, biological process: chondroitin sulfate proteoglycan biosynthetic process; carbohydrate metabolic process. Bases 100 to 1128 code for a protein of 342 amino acids. Gene Ontology annotation, molecular function: galactosylgalactosylxylosylprotein 3-beta-glucuronosyltransferase activity. Gene Ontology annotation, cellular component: Golgi membrane. Lineage: Eukaryota; Metazoa; Chordata; Amphibia; Anura; Dicroglossidae. The record is from RefSeq and is a predicted model, not a curated record. The transcript is spliced from 7 exons.